Belonocnema kinseyi is the source of this 795-nucleotide messenger RNA. Its product is annotated as serine/arginine repetitive matrix protein 2-like. Lineage: Eukaryota; Metazoa; Arthropoda; Insecta; Hymenoptera; Cynipidae. The record is from RefSeq and is a predicted model, not a curated record. The coding region runs from base 1 to 795 and encodes 264 amino acids. Gene Ontology annotation, molecular function: zinc ion binding; nucleic acid binding. The transcript is spliced from 2 exons.
AUGUCGCAUAGAUCCAGGAGGGUCGAACGUGACAUGGGAUGCAGUGGAUCUGGUGACGAGAGCAGAAGGAGAAGGCGAACUAGAUCGUCUUCAAAACGUUCAAGACGGGAGCCCCAUUACAGCAGUCGUCGACAAUCCAGAUAUGUUGAGGAUUACGGACGUGACCAAAGCAGAUCUCCCGUAGAUGCUGGCGAAGAUCAGCGGCAUCGCAAGAGCAGAAGCCGAGUGCGAGGUAGCCGAACGACCGGAUCGCCAAGUAGAAGUCCAGAAAGAAGGCGGCAGGUUGCCCCUCAGUUGGGAGGUAUUUUCAGUAGCAGUCGUCAGACAAUUCACCGGGGAACAAAAUUUCGGUCAACUGACGGAAUCCACGAUGAACAAUUGCGAACCAGUUUAGUAACUGCGAAAAAACGAACACUUACCGAAUUGAGUCAAUGCUUGGGUUCACUUGCAGAUGAAAAAUCAAAAGAGAGUAAAAAUUCUAGAGAUGGAAUAGAUAAUAAACGUAGCGCAGACCAGGGUAAAUCAAAAAAACCAUUUAAACGUUUCGAUCGUAAUGCUUGUUUCAAAUGCGGAAAGAAGGGUCAUAGGAAAGAUCGUUGCCCAGAGUUAAAUAGUGAUGAGAGAAGCAAAGCCGGCGCAGCAUCCCUUAAGGAUGGUGCCUCAGAAAAUGAUAAAAGCGCAACCCACAAGGAUGACAGGGAUAGGAUAAGAUGCACGUAUUGCAAUAAGCCAGGCCAUUUGGAAAAGGACUGUUAUACCAAAAAGAACAGGGAUAGAAAGGAAAGGAACAGUUGA